AUGAAGUUCAUGAAACUUGGAUCUCGUCCAGAUACUUUCUACACUUCUGAGUCCAUAAGGUCAGUCUCGUCUGAAGUUUCUAGUGACCUCAUAAUUCAAGUAAGGGGAAGUAGAUAUCUUCUUCACAAGUUUCCUCUGCUGUCAAAAUGCUUAUGCUUGCAAAGACUAUGCUCAGAAUCACCUCCUGAUUCAUCUCAUCACCAAAUAGUUCAACUUCCUGAUUUUCCUGGUGGAGUAGAAGCAUUUGAGGUGUGUGCUAAGUUCUGCUAUGGAAUCACCAUCACUCUAAGUCCUUACAACAUUGUAGCUGCAAGAUGUGCUGCUGAAUAUCUCCAAAUGACCGAGGAAGUUGAGAAAGGAAACUUGAUUCACAAGCUUGAAGUUUUCUUCAAUUCUUGCAUCCUCCACGGAUGGAAGGAUACCAUAGUGAGUCUUCAGACCACAAAAGCGUUGCAUUUGUGGUCUGAAGACUUGGGAAUUACAAGCAGAUGUAUUGAAAUUAUUGCGUCGAAAGUCUUGAGGCACCCUACAAAGGUGAGUUUGUCGCAUAGUCAUUCUAGAAGAGUGAGAGAUGAUAUAUCUUGCAAUGAUACUGAAAGUUUGAGAACCAAAUCCGGAAGCAAAGGAUGGUGGGCUGAAGAUUUAGCAGAACUUAGCAUAGAUCUUUAUUGGAGAACAAUGAUAGCAAUCAAAUCUGGUGGCAAGGUUCCUUCAAAUUUCAUUGGCGAUGCGUUGAAAAUUUAUGCAUCGAGAUGGUUACCAAAUAUUUCCAAGAACGGAAAUAGAAAGAAGAAUGUUUCGCAGGCUGAGUCUGAAUCAGACUCAGCCAGCGAAAAAACUUCAAAGCAUAGGCUACUCUUGGAGUCAAUAGUAAGUUUGCUUCCAACCGAAAAAGGCGCUGUUUCUUGUAGCUUUCUUUUGAAACUCUUGAAAGCUUCCAAUAUUCUCAAUUCUUCUUCGUCUUCAAAGAUGGAAUUAGCAAGAAGGGUAGGACUUCAAUUGGAGGAAGCAACAGUGAAUGAUCUAUUAAUACCUACACUUUCUUAUACAAAUGAUACCGUCUAUGAUGUUGAGUUGGUGAUGACUAUAUUGGAACAGUUCAUGUUACAAGGACAGAGUCCUCCAACAAGUCCUCAAAGAUCCUUGAAGACCUUUGAAAGGAGACGGUCUCGAUCGGCCGAGAAUAUUAACUUUGAAUUACAAGAGAGUAGGAGAUCCUCUUCAGCUUCUCACAGCUCAAAAUUGAAAGUGGCAAAGCUUGUUGAUAGGUACCUUCAAGAAGUUGCAAGAGAUGUGAAUUUUUCAUUGUCUAAAUUCAUCACUCUAGCUGAUAUUAUACCGGAAUUUGCAAGACAUGAUCAUGAUGAUCUCUACAGGGCCAUUGACAUUUAUCUCAAGGCUCAUCCAGAACUCAACAAGAGUGAAAGGAAAAGAUUAUGCAGAAUUCUUGACUGCAAAAAACUAUCAAUGGAAGCAUGCAUGCAUGCAGCACAAAAUGAGUUACUCCCUUUAAGAGUUGUUGUGCAAGUUCUCUUUUUCGAACAAGCUAGAGCUGCAGCAUCAGGUGGUAAAGUAACUGAAUUACAAACCAAUAUCAAAGCAUUGCUUACAACACAUGGUAUCGAUCCAUCAAAACACACAACAGCACAGUUAAGCACUACUACAAGCAUUCAGGGUGAGGAUAAUUGGAGUGUUUCUGGCUUCAAGUCACCGAAACUAAGGUCAACAACUCUAAGAAUGAAACUAGCUGAGGAUCAUGAUGAGUUCGCUGAAAAUGGUUUGGCGAAUGAUGGUGGAAUCGGAAGAAACUCUAGAUUUAAGUCCAUUUGUGCUCUUCCUACACAACCUAAAAAAAUGCUUAGCAAAUUAUGGUCUACCAAGUGA
Molecule: messenger RNA, 1884 nt
Organism: Lathyrus sativus (Indian pea)
Lineage: Eukaryota; Viridiplantae; Streptophyta; Magnoliopsida; Fabales; Fabaceae
Source: the annotation of a GenBank genome assembly